Messenger RNA from Chroicocephalus ridibundus (black-headed gull), 5209 nucleotides. RefSeq lists its product as uncharacterized. The record is from RefSeq and is a predicted model, not a curated record. The coding region runs from base 1 to 1032 and encodes 343 amino acids. The transcript has 5 exons. Lineage: Eukaryota; Metazoa; Chordata; Aves; Charadriiformes; Laridae.
AUGAGCGAGGAGUCGCUUUGCCCACUGACCUUGGGUACCCUUGGCCCCGGCUCAGGUUCCUCAUCCCCCCGGGCUCCCCCAGCCCAGCCCCUGGGGGUGCGAGAGCCGAGCGCCCCCCCCGACCCGCCUCAAGCCCCUUCCCGGGGGCGGCCGGCAGCCGGGGCCGCCCCUUCUUUGCAGGGAAAGGGAAAGCGAAAGCGAAGCGCGGUGUCACUGCGGAGCGGGGCCGGGGGCGGCGGGCGUUCGGCCGGCACCGCAUCCCCCCCGGGGCAUCACCCCGGGAGCAUCCCCGGCCGGAGCAACCCCUCCGGAGCACCCCGCCUGGAGCAUCCCUGGCCGGAGCAUCCCCCCCGGGGUACCCACCCCGGAGCAUCCUCCCCCGCCGGAGCAUCCCCGCUCGCCCCGCGGCAGCUGGAGAAAUCUGCCCCGGGAAGCGGCCACUGGCGAAGCUGGGGGCUCGUCCGUCCAGCUGGUGUCACAGGGAGCAGCCGAAGCUGGAACCAGCUCCCGACGUGUUCACAGUCUGGUGGCUCACCAGGACUUUGGAUCGAGACGUCAGACUCAAGUCAAUGGGUUUUGGGAGACGCACCUGUGGCCGCAUGGACUAUCUUUAAUAGCGUCUGUCGGUCAGGAGCUGGUCCGUCUGCCCGGUCGUGUCAGCGGUCCCAUGUGCUGGAGAGGAUGCAGAUCUUCGUUCCCGGGCUCAGUGGGUUUCCCCUGUGGACCUUCAUCCUCUCCUGGCUGCAUGGAGCGUUACGGGCUCGGGGAUGGAGUGUGAAGAGGGGAAACUCUCUGUGCAUGGCCCGAGUGUCGGGAGAUGCUGCAUCUGCCCCGCUCCUGCCCAGCCCAGCAUCCUCUGCGACUUUGGAGCAAAUCCCUCGGUCCCUUUGCAUUUCUGUACCCAGCCGCCCUCCUCCGGGGGAAUCGCAGCUUCCUUACUUGGGGGUGGAACUUCGGGCUUCCGUGGUGGAUUCGCACGUCGCAGCGGAGCUGGGCUGUGCGAGGGGAAGCAGCUUGUGGGAAAGCGCUUGAUACAUGGUUUAUACCCAGAAGAGGCAUGGGAUGAAGCCAUGGGAAACCUCCGCCGUGGAAGUGGUGGUGGUUUCUGGUGGAGCGGCGGUCGAUGGUCCGCACACCCAGCAGCUCCAGGGCUCCCCACCAGUGACUGGGCAACGGCCAACCGGGUGUCCAACAUGAGAUGGGGACACCAUGGGGGAAAGUGGAAGAAAGACGGUUGAGUUAGUCCUGAAUCUGAAUUCAGGUUCACAGCCACGUGCUUUGCAACUGUUAUAGAUAAAGAUCUUCAUUUUGGCAUUUCUUGUGCGUUCUGGAGCCAGAACUCGGCCUGUUUCUGCUCUGUGUAAGAGCUUUGGGAACGCUGGCGUGCCAGGUGUGUAUUUUUAGGUCACUUCCAGAGAAGUGGAUUCAUUUCGAUGGAACCAGCCAAUGCCUUGGCACUCAGACAUGUUGUGAUGGGGAUGGAGGACGGUUUCCACCGGGAGGUUUUGACCUCGCUCGCACGUGUGUUACUGCUUGAUUUAUCUUCACUGACGCUCAGACUCGGACCCUACCACGAUCAUUGUCAGACCAUCUCUGGAUUUCAGUGGCCAAAUGCUUAAAAACAGGAGCCCCCAGCAAGGGCUUCCUCUGCCUAACACUAAAACAAAGACCAACCUGGGCUGAACUAAUUCGAUCCCUCUCUUCAGAAGGUCUCUUUGCUUUCCUGGAACCACCUGGUUUGUUAGAAAUGGGGCUUUUGCAUGUAUUAGGAAUGUAGAGCUCUCAUUCCCACAGGCACGUGGGGACGUGGCGGAAUGAAUGUGCAUGUUGUAUCUUGGUAAGGUAGUCUUCUGGGGUUGUCAGGCUUUUUGAAGGAGGUUUGAAACAGGGACCAGUUUUACCUCAGACGAGGCCCUGGGUCCUCACUUAACGAACUGUGCAACUCCAUAUACAUUUCUCAACCUACGAUAUAGUACAUUUAAAUCUCCUCAAAGAUGUUGGCAGGAUUCAUUUCUCCUGUGUACAUGUAACAUAUUUGUUCAUCUGUGCCAUUGUACAGCUCCUUUCAAACUGAAUUUUAUACUAGAAUAGAGCAAAAGUUGAAUUUAAGAUAUGAAACUGGAGGAGACCAUAUUUCAUACUGCAUAAAAUGCACCUCUGGAAUUCUCAGUUCUCCUUUUCUGCAGUAUUACUAAUGCCUUUAUAAAGUAUCAUGGCUGAUGAGAUUUAAAAAAAAAAAAAAAGAAAAGAAAAGAAAAAAGAAAAAAAAACACCCUGCGGCUUUGGAUUUAUUCACUUCAAGUUUGUGGUUAAUAUUUCCCAGGCUGCUUCGAGGUGAGUGUGAGUUCAGUCCUCGCGGCGCUGCCUCACCAGUCUCCGCUGCCGUUUCUAAAUGACUCUGAUAAAAGACUGUGAAAAGUGGACCUGUGGUAAAUUGCAUCAUCCUCGCUAUGCGUUUUAAGAUGGGGACACGCCACGAGCUGCAUAUCCGGGUCACGCUUGGCCUCCCCCCGCUCUCCUCCGCCUCAGCCCAGCCCAGGGUGGGUGCCAACCCUCUGCCUGAAUUAACUGGGUAAUUAAUUGCAAAUUAAUUAUGUAACCGUGUGGCUCUAGCCGUGCCCCUCUCCUCUUUGCAGUAGGAGUUUGGCAGCAGCUGGUGCUGAUGGAGAUGCUGGAUUUCUCUCUGGUGGCAGAUGAAGCGGCUGUGGUGGGGGGGAGCCCCCAGCCCCCAUGCACGGGACCCCGUCACCCACAAGUGUGGGACCCGUCUGAGCCCAGGGUGCCCAGAACAGCCCUCCAGCCUCUCGCUGCCUCUGCUCAGAGCUGUGCAACCGCCCUUUAAACCCCUUUCUUUCCAAAACGCAAAGAGCUUUUUCCCUCUGAAUCUUUGAGAGGCUUUACUUUAACCGCAUUAAACUUUGUUGCCAAAAUCCAAAGAAGUUGGAGAGGGAGCAGCCGAUAGGUGAGAAUAUGGGUGACAAAUUGCUGCUGAAGAAAUGCUUGCAAUUCAAAAGCCUCUCCAUGCGCGUCUUUAAAUGAUGUACAUCGCUGUGGGUUCUCUCCAUGCGCGUCUUUAAAUGAUGUACAUCGCUGUGGGUUACACGGGGAAGAAGCGGGGAGUCCCUGCUGGGCAGAGUUAGGUUAGGAAUCAAAGCAAGCCCGGUCUCAGGGUACAGCCAGGGCUGUCCCUGCUGCCUCUUGCAGGCAGCUGGUUGUUGUGGUGCUGGGGUAUAUCGAUGUGUUUUCUUGUAUGUAAAUAUAAGCAAGCAGAAACACAAACCCUCCCCUGUACGUGGCUGGUCUGGAACAAACCCACACAACCACGCAUUGUGAGGGAGGUAACGCAGAUGCUGCAGCCACGACAAGUGCUCGCAGGCUGCUGCGCUGGCUUGUGCUGUCCCCGCGGGCACGAGUCUGGGGUUACGCUAUUCUGGGGGUGCCCUGUGGGCCCCAUGAGCAGACCUGAGGUGCAUCCGCAUCCCGGGGCACCUCCUGGUGCUUUAGGCGUGGGUCGGGUACCUAUGGAUAGGAGUUGGGUGCUCAUUUGCACCGUGACUUCUGCAACGCCCCCUGCAUCCAUCUGCCUCUUGGCACCAAACUGCAACGUGUCCCCCGGGCCUGCAGUGCCCUUUACUCUGCACCGGUGUCGCGGGCGAAGUGAUUAACUUCACUUGUAAGGAGAGUAGUGGUGAAAUAUUUAUUAACAUAAAACAGUGAUUUAACAAAGUUAGUAGUGAAUGGGACAGUGUUCUAUGAGUUUCGAUGCCAGGGUAUGCUUGAUUAUUUACUGCAUAGAGGCCAGGGCCAGACACGCCGUCAGGGAGACCCUCCUGUUGGGUCGCGAGGUUCAGAAAGGACCCCCUGGCUUUCUAAACUCCUUCUCAGAGAGGAGUCUAGGCUGGAUCCAGUCCUAGUCCCAGACUUGGUCAGCGGUUUAUGUCUAAAGGAUUAUAUAUGCGCAAUCAAUCCUUUAUAUCGCUUAGCUAAGAUUUCAAAGUUUAGCGUGCUAUUAGUCACUUACCGAGAAUCUGUUGCGGCAAGGAAUGUCUCAACCUCGAGGAGUAGAACCUUAAGCAAGCGUCCCCACUCAAGGGGAGAUCCUGGCGUGCAGCCCGCUGCCGUGCAGGAGAGCUCCAAGGGCUCUUGGGCUGUCCACUAUUUAUGGAGUAAGAUAAUUGACCUGUAGUCAUAUUCGCAUGGGAACGAGAUACCUAGGUUCCCACUCCAGACAGUGUUUUGAUUAUGUUGCCAGCCAUCCCCCAUAGUUCAAGUGCAACUCAUCACGACUCCCGCUGAUGGCCAUGGCUCGAGCAGGAGCCGCGUGGGGGAAAAGGGGAGAGCACACCGCCACAGCCUUGCUUCUAUCAUUACACUUUCUUUUACUAAUCCGAAAUAGUUCUUAAAACCUAGUACAAGUUACAGAUUGCUUUGUUUUCAGUAUUUUCUCUCCUGGGUAGAAAACAAGUAAAGUUUGGCAGUGGUAGAAUCAUAGAAUCAUGGAAUUGCCUGGGUUGGAAGGGACCUUUCAGAUCAUCAAGUCCAACCAUCAACCUAACACUGACAAAAACCCCCACUAACCCACGUCCCUCAGCACCACGUCUGCCCGGCUUUUAAAUACCUCCAGGGAUGGCAAUUCCACCACUUCCCUGGGCAGCCCGUUCCAGUGCUUGAUAACCCUUUCAGGGAAGAUAUUUUCCUAAUACCCAUCCUAAACCUCCCCUGGCUCACCUUGAGGCCGUUUCCUCUUGUCCCAUCGCCUGUUCCUUGGGAGAAGAGACCGACCCGCCCUGGCUACACCCUCCUUUCAGGGAGCUGUAGAGAGCGAGGUCUCCCCUCGGCCUCCUUUUCUCCAGAUUUUACAACCAAGAGGUUACUUUCCCUAUUGCAGUUUUUGUACAGGAGGGGAAAUGGUAUCUUAAACAAGAAGUGCCCCGUGAAUCAGCCCCCACACGAUGGUGUGUUUCCAUGGGCACCCUGACACCCUUGGACACCUGGCGCUGGCCCGGACCUCUCGCUUUGCCACUCAUCGUAAAGCUGGAGUGACCUUGCGUGAAAGGAGGUGCCUGGAUGUGAAACCAGCUGAGGAAUAUCCUGGCCACUUCUCUUUUCCCAUCAGUAGAUGUUGCUUCAGUUCCCAUUUCCUCACACUGCCUCUGUCAUUGGCUUCAGGCCCUUUUCACCAGUUGCUUAUCAAGGGCUUCUGAGCCUU